CCGACCUGCUAAACACUCUAGGAAGCACUGGCAAGUUAGCUACUAGUCCAACGAAUGGAUCAAAAGUAUAAUUUAUAAAUAAUUUAAUUUAUCAAUAGCGUGAACAGAACAAAACAUCAAUCGUACUGUGUAAUCAAAGGUUAAACGUCGACUAAUGUUAUUAAUUCAGUUAGAGAUACCCAUCAAAAUAUGCAUGGAACAUGUAAAGGGUUGCUGUAUAAAUGUAUUUAAAGGCGAGCAAAUACUUCACUGGGGAGUUACAGGCGAUGAUAAUGUUCAAGUUCAUAUUAGUUCUAACAGUGUGUGUGCCAUUCGUGAUUAGUAUCUUACCUGGUCUUAUGCUUGGUCCAGGACGAUGGCUAGUCCUGAACAUUAUGCCCUGCGACAAUCCAGAACAGUACGACGUAUUGUUCGACAUCAGUCGGAAGAAAAUCAAUCGUACACAUGAUUGUUUCGACCUUGACAUAAACUUGGAUAGAGUCUUCAAUCAUAGUUAUGGUCUCGUAAUAGACGUUUUUCAAGAAGUAGACGGUGGCUUCAAGUACUACCAGACUAUAUCUGACGACAGCGCCUGCGCUUUCCUGAUGAGGCAGGCAGAGGAGAAUGUCAAGAAGCUACUCACUUUAGCGAAUGUCGAUCCUCCUGACUGUCCUAUAAGAGAGGGUUUACUCUCCAUCAAGAACUACAUAUUUGACUAUACGGAGCUUCCAAGGAUGGGUGUCUACGGAACAUAUGAGGCUAACGCAUACUGCGUGUUCCAAGAUAUCAGAAUCGGUUGCGCCAAAGUCAUUCUCAACUUUGACGAACGAAAUGAUGAUGGAGACGACGAUGAUGACGACGACGAUGAUGAUGACGAUGAUGAUGAUCAUCGUAUCUUUAAAAUUUGAAACAAAAGCGUUUAUUUCUUUUCGAUUUAUGUAUGAACUAGCGACAAACUGAUUUGUACUUUAUGUGUAGACAACAAGCACUCGAUUAGGUUUUUGUGGCAAUUGACAGCAUUUACGAGGCUCGAGGUCCUAUCCUACGAAAUGUUGUCAAUUCAUUAUGUGGUGCAAAAUGUUUUUAUUAUUAAAACUGUACUAUAUUAUCAUGUAUUGAGUUCAAUAAUUUCACCGAUUAUUAUUAUUCAAUAAAUAUCACGCAACCAAUAUUACGUUUGUUUUCUUACAUUAAUGUACAAAGGAACUGUCAAACACCAAGCGGUCACUGGUGACCGCAAC
Messenger RNA from Spodoptera litura, 1220 nucleotides. RefSeq lists its product as uncharacterized. The record is from RefSeq and is a predicted model, not a curated record. NCBI's taxonomy places the organism in Eukaryota, Metazoa, Arthropoda, Insecta, Lepidoptera, Noctuidae.